GCGAAGCAACGAGGACGAGGACGAGGACGAGGAAGAUGCGGACUCAGCUGGCGGGCGUGCUCCUGGGCCUGCUGGGCUCGCUGGGCACGGGCCUGAUCUGCGGGCUGCCCGCCUGGAAGGUGAGCGCCUUCGUGGGCUCCGACAUCGUGACGUCGCAGGUCUUCUGGGAAGGGCUGUGGAUGAACUGCGUCAUCCAGAGCACGGGACACGCGCAGUGCAAGGCCUACGACUCCGUCCUGGCGCUGCCUCGGGACCUGCAGGCCUCCCGGGCGCUGGUGUGCGCGUCGUUGGCGGUGGGAGCGCUGGCGCUGGCCCUGAGCGUGGUGGGCGCCCGCUGCACGUCCUUCCUGCGCCACGACUGGCCGACCAAGAACAAGGUGGGCCUGUCGGCGGGCGCGGCCUUCGUGGCGGCCGGCGUCCUGUGCGUCGUUCCCGUCAGCCUGUCGGCUCACGCCAUCGUCGCGGGCUUCUUCGACCCGCUGCCCUCCGAGGAGCGGCGCGGCGAGCUGGGCGCCUCCAUCUACGUGGGCUGGACCUCGGGGGCGCUGCUCAUCGUCGGCGGCGCGCUGGUGUGCUCCGUCUACCGCUGCUGACGGCGCGCCCGCGGCCGCCCGUCGGUCUCGGCUGCGAUCGGCCGGCGAGCCGUUGGGGGCGCGCCCCGCCUGCGGCCCGGAAAGUGCCGGGACGGGCUCCGGCGACCCUCCUGACGUUAAAGCGCUUCACAUAAAGGAUGGCCGCAUGGAUGCGCGCCGUGAGGCUGCUUUGCCAACUGCCAAAGAAAAGAACGAAGAGCUUCUCUUGCCUUUAUUUUCCGUGCUCGCAGGUGAAUGUCACUUGUUCGGAGAUUGUGCGCACGAUAACAACGACGGUCUCGUGAGAAAACGAGCUCGAUUGAACUCGCAUCUCUGGGCACCGC
Hippocampus comes (tiger tail seahorse) is the source of this 916-nucleotide messenger RNA. Its product is annotated as claudin-4-like. The transcript is spliced from 4 exons. The coding region runs from base 36 to 593 and encodes 185 amino acids. The record is from RefSeq and is a predicted model, not a curated record. NCBI's taxonomy places the organism in Eukaryota, Metazoa, Chordata, Actinopteri, Syngnathiformes, Syngnathidae. Gene Ontology annotation, cellular component: membrane; bicellular tight junction. Gene Ontology annotation, molecular function: structural molecule activity.